UGUCCUCACUGCCCUCUGGCAGUUAUGAAAAAUAUACAUUUCAAGGAUUUCUUCUGGAACUCUGACCUGACCUCCACUGGUGGCUAUGAUGCAAUCAUCCAGUAUCUCAAUGACGGCAGGAGGACAUGCAAGGAGGUGGAGGACUUCAUGAAGGCCAGGGCAGCAGUUGAAGAGAAGUACGCCAAAGAUCUCCUGGGUUUGUCCAAGAAGGUGUGUGGACACAACGAGAUGAACACAUUAAAACGAUCCCUGGACAUGUUGAAAUUACAGACUGAACAUGUGAGUCUAUCGCACUUACAACUGGCGCAGGGCAUGAGGGAGGAGGCCAAGAAACUGGAAGAAUUCAGAGAAAAGCAGAAGGAGGCGAGGAAGAAGAUGGAGCAGCAGAUGGAUGCUUUCCACAAACAGAAGUCUUUACAUUUCAAGAAGACGAUGGAUUCCAAGAAGAUGUAUGAGCAGAAGUGCAGAGAUAAAGAAGAAGCCGAUCAGAACGUGAACAGAAACACCAACACCAAGCACAUGGAAAAGCUCUCCUCAAAAGCACAGAACGCAAAACAGAUUGCAGAAGAAGCAGACAAGUUAUACCACCAGAAUGUGACCGUGGUGGGAAAGAUUAGAGACGAAUGGCAGAAGGAGCACGUCAAAGCCUGUGAGAUGUUAGAGAAACAGGCAAUGGAGCGCAUUAACUUUCUUAGAAACACAGUCUGGACCCACCUCAACCAGCUCUCCCAGCAGUGUGUGACCAGUGAUGAGCUGUAUGAGGAUGUGAGGAAGUCACUGGAGCAGUGUAAUGUCCAGGAGGAUAUCGAACACUUUGUCAACCUCAGGCAGACCGGUGACAAACCCCCAGCUCCGGUUAUGUAUGACAACUUCUACAGCGGCCAGAGGCCUCCAGCUGUAGCUCCGCCCACUCGACUGCUUCCACCAACCAUGAGGAGGGGGCCUUUACCUGAUCCGACUAACAACACCGAGGAUGCGAUCUACUCGACGGUGCAGGACGACGGGUACAGCGUUAUCCAGUACUAGCAGAUCUGUUGGAGUUAUUGUUCAUGUCGUGCAGCGCUGCAGAAGUCUCAUCAGUUCCUCCUUUGGGAUUUACUGUCACGAUCAGGUCGCACCAGAUGGAAACGAGUGUCUAUACUGCACACAUACAUAUGUUUAGGUCCGGUUCUGUGGUGUAUUUUGAAUUGACCAACUUUAUAAUGAGUGUUUUGUGCUUAUUAAACAGACUGAAAUGAGGACUUUUGCUCAGUGGAAUUAGAAAAUAAAUAAAACAAUGCAGUCAAGGUCAUUGCUGUCGCGAUAUAGAGAGCCGAUUUACUGUGUUGAUAUUGUUCAAGGCUCGAUCUUCGAGCUAAUUACAUCUUAACGUAGCUUCAGUUCUGUCAUUUUUUGUGGAGCUAUACUUUUCCUCAAAUAAUUAAAUAGAUAUUCACAAAAUAAGGUAAACUGAGAUUUAGCUUACUUGUUUUCAUUCACGCUUUGAAAAACUUAUUGUAAAACUCACUCAUUUACCAACGGGGUGCAGAAUGUGGAUCACUAAACACCCCGUCUAGCUUAUUUCUUUCCAUGAAAGUCCUGUUUUCUGAUAUUCAACCUGCAUGAUGUCACUCCGACGGGCUCAUUUUCUAUUGUGAGAAAGGUAGAUUCAGUUCCCUGCCCUCGAUUUACUGUCAAGUCAUUCAAACGAACGUGUGUGGCGAUGCAAAAUGUUCAGAAUACUUGAGGAUUGUUGGAAUAUUUGCACUUUGAUUUAGCUUUAUUUACGUGAACAUAUCACUUGCAGAAAUUGCUACAAGCUGUGAUUAAGUCUGAAACUGGAGAACUAAAAGGAUUAAACAGCAACUGACCUGAUGUUGUUGUGUUUUGUUUUUACAAAUAAAAAGGUACCUUUGUUCUGAC
This is a messenger RNA of Pseudoliparis swirei, 1902 nucleotides long. It is a transcript of the gene pstpip2, whose product is annotated as proline-serine-threonine phosphatase interacting protein 2. The transcript has 14 exons. NCBI's taxonomy places the organism in Eukaryota, Metazoa, Chordata, Actinopteri, Perciformes, Liparidae. Gene Ontology annotation, molecular function: actin filament binding. The record is from RefSeq and is a predicted model, not a curated record. Gene Ontology annotation, cellular component: cytoplasm; actin filament; plasma membrane. The coding region runs from base 25 to 1026 and encodes 333 amino acids. Gene Ontology annotation, biological process: actin filament polymerization.